Molecule: messenger RNA, 1449 nt
Organism: Trichobilharzia regenti
Lineage: Eukaryota; Metazoa; Platyhelminthes; Trematoda; Strigeidida; Schistosomatidae
Source: the annotation of a GenBank genome assembly
AUGUCUCUUGGACGGAUGAAUUUGCAUACACUCUCUAGUGUUCGAAUUGGACAAAUCAGUGAUAAAUUAUCAUUCAUAUUUUCAAAGUUUAACAGUGGUCGAUGUAAUCUCCGUCAGUAUUCGAAUAUAAUCAAUCAAUAUAUUGGUGAAGAUUCUACUAAACAAACAGAUAAUGAAUUCCCAUCAUAUCCACAAUGUUUAUCUUGGACGGAUCCAAAUGAAUUGGCGCAUUAUCUUAGCCAACAUGUAGUAGCUAUGAGUGAACAUUUUGUUGUGAUUGAUAAACCACCUAAUCUUUCUGUUUGGGGACACUCAUUAACCAAUCGUGAAGCCUGUUCGAUAAUCAACCCGAAAGCUUUCUCCCCUUCAAAUAUUGGUGUCAACGAUUGUUUACAACAUCUGAGCAGUAUAUUAACAUCAUGGGAAGAAAAUCAACCAAAAGAAAAGUUGAGCAACGAGUCAAAGAAUUCACAUGGUACUGUUGAAAUUCCUAAGUUGCAUAUUAUUGAAGCAUUGCCAGCUGCUUAUUCUGGUCUCAUUUUAUUGGGAAGAAAUGAAAAGUAUACAGCUGCUGCUCGUCAGUUUUAUAAAUCAGCAAUUGCCGGAGGUGCACCAUGGGAGUUAUAUCAAAGACUUCUAGUUGUUUGUUGGGGUAGGCCUCAUCAAAUGCAUUCGAAAAUAAGUUCUUUCCCAAUUGCUUCGUACGCAUUAAAUGAUCAUCUUUGUGUUGGUUAUAGACCAUCUGCGGACGAAAUUUCCACUGGUUUAAAAAGGAAAGGUGUCAUCUUACAAAAACGUGUCAAGCAUACAACUAUUGCUGAAAGCAAUAAUAAUAAUAAUGCUAGUCUUGUAGAACUUGAAACAAACAGCACUUUUCGUGGUUUACCAGAAGUUUAUCUAUUAUAUGAAGGAUGUUCUGUAGUUGGAGAAACUUUUCAAGCUUCGCGUCUUGUAAAUACUGGAGUAUUUCCUGUCGUACUACAUCCCAGUAAAAUUCGUUUGGAUUAUACUCUUCCUCCAAAACAACGACAACUUCUUGGUCAUGCAAAUACUAACUCACAAGAUAUACCUGUGCAUAUUCAUCGUUCACAUUUAUAUUUGCCUAUUCCUUUCUAUACAAAAUCGCUUAAUCUUUGUGUUCGACCAUAUAUUAAAAAGCCUUCACAUAUCUUUGAAAAUAAACAUGUAAAUUCUCCACUAGAUUUGUCUAGUUCUCUAUCGCUAUCACAUGUAAAAUCGAAUGAUUCUCCAGAUCGCACAACUCACUUUUACUUUUUAACUUGCAGCUCAUCUAACUUACCUACCUACUUUUCUACUACUUUAAAGCGUCUUGGUCUGGAAUUUGACUAUACUAGUUGGCUGAAAGCAAAACAUGUAAAUAUUUGUCGUAACAAAAGUAAUAAAAAUGAUGAUGAUGAUAAUAAUAAUACUGAUUUUGUAACCAAAUAG